Hippopotamus amphibius kiboko is the source of this 3804-nucleotide messenger RNA. RefSeq names its product dynamin 2 (gene DNM2). NCBI's taxonomy places the organism in Eukaryota, Metazoa, Chordata, Mammalia, Artiodactyla, Hippopotamidae. Gene Ontology annotation, molecular function: microtubule binding; GTPase activity; GTP binding. The coding region runs from base 302 to 2947 and encodes 881 amino acids. The transcript is spliced from 22 exons. The record is from RefSeq and is a predicted model, not a curated record. Gene Ontology annotation, cellular component: cytoplasm; microtubule; membrane.
UCGGCCGUACGCCCGUGCCUCGCUUUCAUUGGCUUAUGCGCACGAGUGACAGCGCGAUCGACCAAUCGGGCCUGGCGCGAGGGCUUUGGGUGCAGCCCCAGGGCCCGGGCGGGAGGUCGCUCGGGUCGGGUGUCGCCUGAGAACCGGAUGAGGCGGCGACCGUGAGGCCGAGCCGGGAGCGGGCGUCGCGCCGAGGCCCGGGCGGGCGGGGAGCAACGGCCGCGGACGCCGCGGGGCCGCGUCGUUGAGGGCCAGGGGCGGGCGGUGAGCGCGGGGCGCUCGGGCCGGGGCCGCCGGCGCCAUGGGCAACCGCGGGAUGGAAGAGCUGAUCCCGCUGGUCAACAAGCUGCAGGAUGCCUUCAGCUCCAUCGGCCAGAGCUGCCACCUGGACCUGCCGCAGAUCGCCGUGGUGGGCGGCCAGAGCGCCGGCAAGAGCUCGGUGCUCGAGAACUUCGUGGGCAGGGACUUCCUUCCCCGAGGUUCAGGAAUCGUCACUCGGCGGCCUCUCAUCCUGCAGCUCAUCUUCUCAAAAACAGAAUAUGCCGAGUUUUUGCACUGCAAGUCCAAAAAGUUUACAGACUUUGAGGAAGUCCGACAGGAGAUCGAAGCGGAGACUGACAGGGUCACGGGGACCAACAAAGGCAUCUCCCCAGUGCCCAUCAACCUGCGGGUCUACUCGCCACACGUGUUGAACCUGACCCUCAUCGACCUCCCGGGCAUCACCAAGGUGCCUGUGGGGGACCAGCCCCCGGACAUCGAGUACCAGAUCAAGGACAUGAUCCUGCAGUUCAUCAGCCGGGAGAGCAGCCUCAUCCUCGCCGUGACCCCCGCCAACAUGGACCUGGCCAACUCGGACGCCCUCAAGCUGGCCAAGGAGGUCGACCCCCAAGGCCUGCGGACCAUCGGCGUCAUCACCAAGCUCGACCUGAUGGACGAAGGCACUGACUCCAGGGACGUCCUGGAGAAUAAGCUGCUCCCCUUGAGAAGAGGCUACAUUGGCGUGGUGAAUCGCAGCCAGAAGGACAUUGAGGGCAGGAAGGACAUCCGCACAGCGCUGGCAGCCGAGAGGAAAUUCUUCCUCUCCCACCCGGCCUACCGGCACAUGGCUGACCGCAUGGGCACCCCGCACCUGCAAAAGACUUUGAAUCAGCAACUGACCAACCACAUCCGGGAGUCGCUGCCGGCCCUGCGCAGCAAGCUGCAGAGCCAGCUGCUGUCCCUGGAGAAGGAGGUGGAGGAGUACAAGAACUUCCGGCCCGACGACCCCACCCGCAAGACCAAAGCCCUGCUGCAGAUGGUCCAGCAGUUUGGGGUGGACUUUGAAAAGAGGAUCGAGGGCUCUGGAGACCAAGUGGACACGCUAGAGCUCUCCGGGGGCGCCCGGAUCAAUCGCAUCUUCCACGAGCGGUUUCCCUUUGAGCUGGUGAAGAUGGAGUUCGAUGAGAAGGACUUAAGACGGGAGAUCAGCUACGCCAUUAAGAACAUCCACGGAGUCAGGACCGGGCUCUUCACCCCGGACUUGGCAUUCGAGGCCAUUGUGAAAAAGCAGGUCGUCAAGCUGAAAGAGCCCUGUCUGAAAUGUGUCGACCUGGUUAUCCAGGAGCUAAUCAAUACAGUUAGGCAGUGUACCAGUAAGCUCAGCUCCUACCCCCGGUUGCGAGAGGAAACUGAACGAAUCGUCACCACUUACAUCCGGGAACGGGAGGGGAGGACCAAGGACCAGAUUCUUCUUCUUAUCGACAUUGAGCAGUCCUACAUCAACACAAACCAUGAGGACUUCAUUGGAUUUGCCAACUGUUACUAUACUGAGCAGCUGGUGACCGGUGCCCAGCAGAGGAGCACACAGCUGAACAAGAAGAGAGCCAUCCCUAACCAGGGGGAGAUCUUGGUGAUCCGCAGGGGCUGGCUGACCAUCAACAACAUCAGCCUGAUGAAGGGCGGCUCCAAGGAGUACUGGUUUGUGCUGACGGCUGAGUCACUGUCCUGGUACAAGGAUGAGGAGGAGAAAGAGAAGAAGUACAUGCUGCCUCUGGACAACCUCAAAAUCCGUGAUGUGGAGAAGGGCUUCAUGUCCAACAAACACGUCUUCGCCAUCUUCAACACGGAGCAGAGGAAUGUCUACAAGGACCUGCGGCAGAUCGAGCUGGCUUGUGACUCCCAGGAGGACGUGGACAGCUGGAAGGCCUCAUUCCUCCGAGCCGGGGUCUACCCUGAGAAGGACCAGGCAGAAAACGAGGACGGGGCCCAGGAGAACACCUUCUCCAUGGACCCGCAGCUGGAGCGGCAGGUGGAGACCAUUCGCAACCUGGUGGACUCGUAUGUGGCCAUCAUCAACAAGUCCAUCCGCGACCUCAUGCCAAAGACCAUCAUGCACCUCAUGAUAAACAAUACGAAGGCCUUCAUCCACCACGAGCUGCUGGCCUACUUGUACUCGUCAGCCGACCAGAGCAGCCUCAUGGAGGAGUCGGCCGACCAGGCCCAGCGGCGGGACGACAUGCUGCGCAUGUACCACGCGCUCAAGGAGGCGCUCAACAUCAUCGGGGACAUCAGCACCAGCACGGUGUCCACGCCCGUGCCCCCACCCGUCGAUGACACCUGGCUCCAGAGCACCAGCAGCCACAGCCCCACUCCACAGCGCCGGCCUGUGUCCAGCAUGCACCCCCCAGGCCGGCCGCCAGCAGUGAGGGGCCCCACCCCGGGGCCCCCCCUGAUUCCUGUGCCGGUGGGGGCAGCAGCCUCCUUCUCAGCGCCCCCCAUCCCAUCCCGGCCUGGACCCCAUCCUGGCGGGUUUCCCAACAAUGACCCCUUCUCAGCCCCGCCUCAGGUCCCAUCUCGGCCAGCUCGGAUUCCACCCGGCAUCCCCCCCGGAGUGCCCAGCAGAAGACCCCCUGCUGCACCCAGCCGGCCCACCAUUAUCCGCCCAACCGAGCCAUCCCUGCUCGACUAGGCUGCGGGGGGCAUGUUCUCAGGGGUCCUCGAGCAGGUCCCUCGGUGCAGGAGCUUCGGUGGUCUGGGCCCAUCCGCCGCCCCUGGCCCUCCCGUCCCCACGUGGGACCAGGCUCCCUGCCCGCAGCCCCUGACUCUUCCCUAACCCUGGUCCCAGUCAGAGGCUGGCCUGGCCCCCGUCCCCAGCUGGACACAGCACUGAACGGAGGGGCCCUGGAGCCCCAGGACGAGGGGAGCCGGGGUGUUGCACUUUGGGGGGUGGGGUCUCAGGUAGCAGAGGAGGCAGCUGCAUCCUGAGGGCCAUCUUGAACAAGGGAUCCAGGCUGGGGUGUGGGGGUGCUCACCCAGGGGCUUCUCUGGCCAGGAAUGCCUGAGCGGACCAGGCCUUCUAGAAACGGCACCAGGGGUUGUCUGUACCUCCCAGUCCUUGCUGGGGCACAAGGAGUGUGUCUCAUUCUCAGCAGUGGGAGCUCCCAGUGGUGAGCGGGCCCAGCAGGCCCAGCGCCACCCGCCCGCCCACGUUGUACAUAUUCCUUCCUUGGCCGUAUUAACCACACGGCCCAGCCUCGGCUGCCAGAGGUGCCUUUGCCAGGUCCGGAACCCUCGGCCCCGGCCAACCUCACUCUCUCCUCCCUGGGCCCCCUCCUCCUCCUGGGUCCUCAGGGCAGCCUGGGCUCGGGGCUGAGUGGGUGGGGAAGCUUUGGGGGCCUCUGGGCUCCCACUCAGGCCUCCCCCACGGGUCAGGCCCGAGCGGCCUCUCUGUGAGCAGACCUUCUCGCUCGCUCGGUUUGACCACUGUAAGUGCCUGCACUCUGUAUCCUAUUAAUAAACUAAAAUAAAGGGAAGACGCUUCUGGUG